AUGUCCUCAACAGACCCAACCCCCGCCCGCACCCCUCGGCUUGAACAAGCCAUCACCAACCCGGGAUCCGUGAAGAUCAACGUCAAGGGCGCCUUCAUAGUUGACGAUGACCCACGUUCAAAGAGUCCUGUGCGAACCGACGGCGUGCAUUACGAAGGCCAUGAUAUUCGUUUACCUCACCACACAGGCGUGGUAAGCCAUGUCGCUGUCGAUAUCGGCGGUUCCCUUGCGAAGCUGGUUUACUUCACGCGCGAGCCAGAUUCACCUGAUAACGGCGGACGGCUCAAUUUCAUCAACUUCGAGACCGGUCGGAUAGAUCUCUGCCUUGAAUUCAUCAAACAACUAAAGGAGGAACACCAAGGGCUCAACGAGGGCAUCAAAGAUGAGCUGUGCGUUGUGGCUACUGGUGGAGGAGCAUACAAAUAUUACGAUAAGCUUAAAGAAACGUUAAACGUGGACAUUAUGCGGGAAGACGAGAUGGAAUGCCUCAUUACAGGCCUUGAUUUUUUUAUCACCGAGAUACCGAACGAAAUAUUUACCUACAGCGAAACCGAACCGAUGCAAUUUGCCGAGGCCCGACCGGAUGUUUACCCGUACCUCUUGGUGAACAUCGGAUCUGGUGUGUCGAUGAUCAAAGUAUCGGGGCCCAAACAAUUUCAGCGAGUUGGUGGUACACAUCUGGGUGGUGGAACGUUCUGGGGCAUCAUGUCAAUGUUGACCGGUGCCCGGACUUUCGAUGAUAUGCUAGCAAUGGCGGACCGCGGGGACAACAGUGGCGUGGACAUGCUAGUUGGUGACAUCUAUGGCAUGGACUAUGGAAAGAUUGGCUUGAAGAGUACGGCGAUUGCUAGUACAUUUGGCAAGGUCUUCCGCCUCAAAAAUGCCGAGCAGCACAAGUCUGAUGACCACACACAACAAAACGGCUCCGACCAUGCUAAUGGCGACCCGAUGUUCAAACACGAAGACAUGAGCCGAAGCCUACUCUAUGCCAUCAGUAACAAUAUUGGGCAAAUCGCUUACUUGCAGUCCGAAAAACACCAAGUCAAACACAUCUACUUCGGUGGGUCAUUUAUUCGAGGACAUCGCCAAACCAUGAACACAUUGUCAUACGCAAUCCGUUUUUGGUCCAAGGGCGAGAAGCAAGCUUACUUUCUUCGCCAUGAGGGCUAUAUCGGCGCCGUCGGUGCGUUCCUCCGCCGGAAGCCAGUCAAUUGGGGUCGCAGAAGCAGCGUUGACGAGCACACGCUGGCUAAUGGUCUUUGA
Messenger RNA from Aspergillus calidoustus, 1263 nucleotides. Lineage: Eukaryota; Fungi; Ascomycota; Eurotiomycetes; Eurotiales; Aspergillaceae. The record is from the annotation of a GenBank genome assembly.